Molecule: messenger RNA, 306 nt
Organism: Rhizophagus irregularis DAOM 181602=DAOM 197198
Lineage: Eukaryota; Fungi; Glomeromycota; Glomeromycetes; Glomerales; Glomeraceae
Source: RefSeq, a predicted model, not a curated record
AUGGCGGAAUACAAAGAAGAUAUUCUUAAGAAACAAUAUAUAUCAGUAAAGGAAAUGAAGUUUCUUAUAGAUCAAGUGUCAAGUAAAACAGGAUAUAAUAUAUUAAAAAAGGAAAUUUUUAUUAAUCAUUCUUUCGACAAGAAACAUUUUUAUGAAUUAAGAAAGAAAAAGAAAUCUUUAUUUGAUCUAGAAGAUAAUAUUGUGACAGAAAAGUCAAUUAGUUUUAGUAAAGAGGCUAAAAUUGAAAACAUCAUGCAAAUUCUGGAAGUUUUGAAAAUUAGUGAGCAAGUGAAUCUUGCUUUCUAG